This is a messenger RNA of Galleria mellonella (greater wax moth), 7450 nucleotides long. RefSeq lists its product as uncharacterized. Gene Ontology annotation, cellular component: extracellular region. Bases 509 to 6988 code for a protein of 2159 amino acids. NCBI's taxonomy places the organism in Eukaryota, Metazoa, Arthropoda, Insecta, Lepidoptera, Pyralidae. The transcript is spliced from 2 exons. Gene Ontology annotation, molecular function: chitin binding. The record is from RefSeq and is a predicted model, not a curated record.
UUAACAAAAGGAUGUAUAGAUAGAAAUAUACUUUUUAUUGUUUCCUCUAUAAGAUUACAGUAGUAAAUUUAUUAAAACUAGCUACAAACAAUUACAAGAAAUGUUCACACUGAGAAAACAUAAAAAAGAUUUUUGAAAAUUACUACUUAAAGGGGAAACACGACACCACAAAUCCAAUACCGCGGUAAUAGUUAAUAAAUAAUUAAAUUAAAUAAGUACAGACAAUAUACUAAUUUGAAGGAAAAUGGAAAAAUAUUUACAGCUAAUUAUUCGGAGUAAUAGACCCACAGGAAAUAAUUACGACAACUUUAUUUGUUUAAUGCCAAACUAUAUGACUCGUAUGAAAUAUUAAGUCUAAUGCAAACAAAAAUAUUACGCGCUUAUAUCCACAAAUGGUUUGCGUAGGAAAUAAGGUUUUCAUUACAAUGAAAAUAGUACAAGAUAAACGACGGAACUGCAGCAAAGUGUGUGAUAUGUAAGAUACGACAAAAAAGGAAAUUUUAACGAAAUGAACGACCUAUACGGAUUAUUGUCCCUGAUGCUAGCAAGCUUUCCGCUACUGACAUCAGCGGACGUCGACUGCGGUGACAAGCCUUUUCACUGCAUUAAUUCGACACACUUCAAUGUGUGUGUAGAUUUAGGAACAGGCACAUUGAGGACGAUUGACAGUGUUACAAUUCAGUGUCCAGAUGGAACCGUUUGUUUAGAAACAAAUUUUUAUGAAUGUGAAUUUCCAGUGACUUCAACACCAGUGUUAAAGACUAGUGAAGUGACAAAAGUUAUUGAUAUGUUUGGAGCUAUUUCAACGGACAAAAUAAAUAUAAGUUCUUCUAAACAUGAAAAUAGUGAUUCAACUUAUAAUACUGUGGCUACAACAACUUUAUCAGAAGUUGAAAGGAUAAAAGAUGGGAGAGCAGCGUCGGAAAUUACACCUCAAGGUGAUUAUACCACUACACCUUAUUUAAUUGCAAACAAAAGUUUACCGGUCAGUAAUGAAGCGAAUCUUAAACCAUUUGUUAAUAAAGCUAAACAAAAUAUAACUGAAGGUAAUAUACCGAAAUUGCCAAGUGACGAUAUAUACAGUACAACUAUUGUAUCUAAUAUGUUAUCCGAAGAAUUUUCUACAAAGUAUAAUCAAAAUAUAACACCAUUAGAAGAAAAUAUAAUCGAUGAUACAAUCAACGAAAAUUCAAAUGAUAAUGUACUAACAGGAAUUGAUACUACGGUAACAUACAUGCCAAAAGUACAAAAUAAUAAUUAUUUAACAGAUAAUUACUUAAAUUUGUUUAAAAAUGAAUUUACUGUAUUUAAUAACUCAAUUCUUUCUAAUGCUCCGCCAACGGAGUAUUUGAUAAGCAAUAAUACGUUUAAUAUAGAUGAAUUGCAUGAUAAAUUAAUUAGUUCAUUUGAGACAGAAAGUACAGACAUUUCCCUGGAUAUGAUUGCAGAUUUCAUAGAUGAUGGUAUUUUAAAAAAUACAGGCUUUUCCAGAGACGUAAAAGGAGAUAAUGAUAUUUUAAUUUCAACUGCCAAUAAAGUCAUAGUUGAAAUAGAAUCUUUAAACACUCAGCCAGUACAAAUCUCAUCUACAUAUUUGUCAUCUACGGCAGAUUAUAUAACUGAAAAUAUACCGGAAUUUAAACAAAGCUUAACAGGUAUCAGUUCUGAAACACACACUUUAUCGAUAAUUUCCCACGAUAUAACUACAGAAUCCAUAGACGAUAUCAUUUUAACUUCAACCAUCGAUAAAAUAGAUUCGUCAACCACAAAACCGUCUGCACAAACCCUAACUACAUACAAACCAUCUACAGUAGAUUUUACAACUGAAAAUAUACCGGAAAUUAAACAAAGCUCAACAGGUUUCAGUUCUGAAACUCUCACUUCAUCGAUAAUGUCCCAUGAUAUAACUACAGAAUCCAUAGAUGAUAUCAUUUUAACUUCAACUAUCGAUAAAAUAGAUUCGUUAACCACAAAGUCGUCUGCACAAACACUAACUACAUAUUUACCAUCUACAGUAGAUUUUAUAACUGAAAGUAUACCGGAAAAUAAACAAAGCUCAACAGGUUUCAGUUCUGAAACUCUCACUUCAUCGAUAAUUGCCCAUGAUUUAACUACAGAAUCCAUAGAUGAUAUCAUUUUAACUUCAACUAUCGAUAAAAUAGAUUCGUUAACCACAAAGUCAUCUGCACAAACACUAACUACAUAUUUACCAUCUACAGCAGAUUUUACAACUGAAAGUAUACCGGAAAUUAAACAAAGCUCAACAGGUUUCAGUUCUGAAACUCUCACUUCAUCGAUAAUGUCCCAUGAUAUAACUACAGAAUCCAUAGAUGAUAUAAUUUUAACUUCAACUAUCGAUAAAAUAGAUUCGUCAACCACAAAGCCGUCUGCACAAACGCUAACUACAUACAUACCAUCUACAGUGGAUUUUACAAUUGAAAGUAUACCGGAAAUUAAACAAAGCUCAACAGGUUUUAGUUCUGAAACACUCACUCCAUCGAUAAUUUCCCAUGAUAUAACUACAGAAUCCAUAGAUGAUAUAAUUUUAACUUCAACUAUCGAUAAAAUAGAUUCGUCAACUACAAAGCCGUCUGCACAAAUGCUAACUACAUACAUACCAUCUACAAUGGAUUUUACAACUGAAAGUAUACCGGAAAAUAAACAAAGAUUAACAGAUUUCAGUUCUGAAACACUAACUUCAUCGAAAAUGUCCCAUGAUAUAACUACAGAAUCCAUAGAUGAUAUCAUUUUAACUUCAACCAUCGAUAAAAUAGAUUCGUCAACCACAAAACCGUCUGCACAAACCCUAACUACAUACAAACCAUCUACAGUAGAUUUUACAACUGAAAGUAUACCAAAAAUUAAACAAAUCUCGACAAUUUUAAGUUCUGAAACACUCACUACAUCCAUAAAUUCCCAUGAUAUAAUGGCAGAAUCCAUAGACGAUAUCAUUUUGACUUCAACCAUCGAUAAAUUAGAUUCGUCAACCACAAAGUCAUCUGCACAAACGCUAACUACAUAUUUACCAUCUACAGCAGAUUUUACAACUGAAAGUAUACCGGAAAUCAAACAAAGCUCAACAGGUUUCAGUUCUGAAACUCUCACUUCAUUGAUAAUUUCCCAUGAUAUGACUACAGAAUCCAUAGAUGAUAUCAUUUUAACUUCAACUAUCGAUAAAAUAGAUUCGUCAACUACAAAGCCGUCUGCACAAACCCUAACUACAUACUUACCAUCUACAGCAGAUUUUACAACUGAAAGUAUACCGGAAAAUAAACAAAGCUCAACAGGUUUUAGUUCUGAAACUCUCACUUCAUCGAUAAUUUCCCAUGAUGUAACUACCAAAUCCAUAGAUGAUAUCAUUUUAACUUCAACUAUCGAUAAAAUAGAUUCGUCAACCACAAAGUCGUCUGCACAAACACUAACUACAUAUUUACCAUCUACAGCAGAUUUUCCAACUGAAAGUAUACCGGAAAUUAAACAAAGCUCAACAGGUUUCAGUUCUGAAACUCUCACUUCAUCGAUAAUUUCCCAUGAUAUAACUACAGAAUCCAUAGAUGAUAUCAUUUUAACUUCAACUAUCGAUAAAAUAGAUUCGUCAACCACAAAGCCGUCUGCACAAACGCUAACUACAUACAUACCAUCUACAGUGGAUUUUACAAUUGAAAGUAUACCGGAAAUUAAACAAAGAUUAACAGAUUUCAGUUCUGAAACACUCACUUCAUCAAUAAUUUCCCAUGAUAUAACUACAGAAUCCAUAGACGAUAUCAUUUUGACUUCAGCUAUCGAUAAAAUAGAUUCGUCAACCACAAAACCGUCUGCACAAACCCUAACUACAUACAAACCAACUACAGUAAAUUUUACAACUGAAAGUAUACCGGAGAUUAAACAAAUCUCAACAAUUUUAAGUUCUGAAACACUCACUACAUCCAUAAAUUCCCAUGAUAUAACUGCAGAAUCCAUAGACGAUAUCAUUUUGACUUCAAUCAUCGAUAAAAUAGAUUCGUCAACCACGAAGCCGUCUGCACAAACCCUAACUACAUACAUACCAUCUACAGCAGAUUUUACAACUGAAAGUAUACCGAAAAUCAAACAAAGCUCAACAGGUUUCAGUUCUGAAACUCUCACUUCAUCGAUAAUUUCCCAUGAUAUAACUACAGAAUCCAUAGAUGAUAUCAUUUUAACUUCAACUAUCGAUAAAAUAGAUUCGUCAACCACAAAGCCGUCUGCACAAACGCUAACUACAUACAUACCAUCUACAGUGGAUUUUACAACUGAAAGGAUACCGGAAAUUAUACAAAGCUCAACAGGUAUUAGUUCUGAAACACUCACUUCAUCGAUAAUUUCCCAUGAUAUAACUACAGAAUCCAUAGAUGAUAUCAUUUUAACUUCAACUAUCGAUAAAAUAGAUUCGUCAACCACAAAGCCGUCUGCACAAACCCUAACUACAUACAUACCAUCUACAGCAGAUUUUACAACUGAAAGUAUACCGGAAAUUAAACAAAGCUCAACAGGUUUCAGUUCUGAAACUCUCACUUCAUUGAUAAUUUCCCAUGAUAUAACUACAGAAUCCAUAGAUGAUAUCAUUUUAACUUCAACUACCGAUAAAAUAGAUUCGUCAACUACAAAGCCGUCUGCACAAAUGCUAACUACAUACAUACCAUCUACAAUGGAUUUUACAACUGAAAGUAUACCGGAAAAUAAACAAAGAUCAACAGGUUUCAGUUCUGAAACUCUCACUUCAUCGAUAAUUGCCCAUGAUUUAACUACAGAAUCCAUAGAUGAUAUCAUUUUAACUUCAACUAUCGAUAAAAUAGAUUCGUCAACCACAAAGUCGUCUGCACAAACAUUAACUACAUAUUUACCAUCUACAGUAAAUUUUACAACUGAAAGUAUACCGGAAAUUAAACAAAUCUCAACAAUUUUAAGUUCUGAAACACUCACUACAUCCAUAAAUUCCUAUGGUAUAACUGCAGAAUCCAUAGACGAUAUCAUAUUGACUUCAACCAUCGAUAAAAUAGAUUCGUCAACCACGAAGCCGUCUGCACAAACCAUAACUACAGACUUUGCAUUUUUAGUAGAUUAUGAUACAUCAGCAAUUAUCCGGGAAAUAACUACAGGAUCUAUAAAUGAUAAUAUAUUAACUUCUAAUAUCGAUGAAUUAGAUCCGCUAAUCACAGAACCUUUUGCACAAACCCCACCUGCCCACUUAACAUCCAGAAAAGAUAUAAUAAUUGAAAAUAUAUCGGAAAUUUCAGAAAGCUUAAUGUCACCAGCUUUCGAAACUCGUGAUAUAUCAAAAAUUUCCCGAUAUACAACUGCAGAAUUUAUAGAAGAUAUUACAUUAACUCCAACUAUUGACAAAGUAGUUGGUGAAAUUGAUUCGUCAACCACGGAGUCGACUGCACAAAUUCUAAUUACAGACUUAUCGUCUACAGUAGACUUUAUAACUGAAAGUAUAGCAGAAGAUACACAAAGCUUGUCACUGUCAACUUUAAAAUCUAAUAUAUCCAAUAAUAUAGACAGUUCUUCAGAAAUUUUAAAUACAAUAAAAAAUAAAAGUAAAUCACCAUUUGUUGAAUUCGAAGAACCUUCUUCAACUGGUAAUAUAGGUACAUUUGAUAUAACAUAUAAUAAUUCAGAAUCUAUGUUAAAAACAGAAGGUAAGACGAAAAGUCUACCUGAUAUUCUAACAGAUAUAACACGUAAUAGUUCUACCACAUCAACUAGUCACAGUAAUGAGUCAAGUGUUUUAAAAAAUAAUUCAAAACAGGGCGGAAUAAUUUCAUUGAAGACGUACAGUACAGAAAAUUCAAGAGAAAAUACUUUGGAUAUUAAUAAUAAACAAAAUACUACAACUUCUUAUAUAUUAAAGAAAGAUAAAUCUGUACAUGAAAGGUUGCAGUUUACGAGUCCUUUGCCACACAUAGAAACCACUACAUUGGAUAUACCAAUACUUACGACGAAUAUAGGCUAUCCUACAACUUCAUUAAAUAAUUUAUUACAGCAAAAUAUAAACGCGACACAAUAUAAUAUCCAACAAAGUAAUAUAAGUACUUUUAUUACAGAUCCUAAUGAAUCAAGAUUUUUUAAUUCAUCAGAAAUAGAUUUUAAAAAUGAAAUAAAAUUAGAAAACUUUACUGAAAAUUUACAAAUUACUACAGAAAAUCGUUUACAAGUUAUAACAAAUAAGAGUAACAUAACAAAUAAUAAAGAAACUAACAUACUAUCUCAGCCUUUAAUCACAAUUGAUAAUCGAAAAUCUCAACACAAUUCUCAAUAUGACGGAUUAUCAAAUUUAAAUCAACACAACUUUACUCAGUUAGUAAAACCAAAUAUGACAGAAAAACCAAUAACAAGUGUAUAUUCAGUACUAAAAUCGAAUUUUAGUUGCCGUAAUCGCAAAAAUGGAAAAUAUGGAGAUAAUAAUGAUUGUAGCACAUUUUAUAUUUGCAUUGGAAGACAAAAUCCUAUCAAGAGAAAAUGCCCAGUAAACACAGUGUUUAGUGAAAUUAGAAAGCAGUGUACAAAUAAUUUGUCACAUUGUAUUAGAAAUAAUACAUUUCGUUGUUUAUCUGAAGGACGAUUCUCUGAUAUAUUUAAAGAUAAAUUUUAUUAUAUAUGUAUAAAAAAUAAUAGUAGUUUCAUCAGAUACAAGUUUCAGUGUGCAGAUGGUUUUCAUUUAAAUAAAACAUCUGUAAAAUGUAUUAAAGAUAUAGAAAUUUCACAGUCUGAAGAUAGCUUAAGUAAAAAUAGCAGUGAAAAGAGUAUAUUUGAAGCAAAUUCUUCGGAGAAGUCUGAUAAUUACCACAGUAAUAAGUUUGAGUGCAAGGAAGCAGGCAAAUUUGCAGAUCCUACCAAUUGCAGAAAAUAUUAUGAGUGUAUAAAAAAGAAAUCUCGAUUUCGUAGGAAAUCUAAAAAGUGUAAAAAGAACAAAGUUUUUGAUAGAGAUAAGAAAACAUGUGUAGAUAAUGAAAGUUACGAAUGCUAAUUGGCAAUGUUAAUUUAAAUUAGGUAGUUAAUUUCUAGCGACAAGGUAUAACAAUUACUUAUAAGGUAGUAAUAAUUACCCAGAAUGUUAUAUGAAUGUUGGUACCUGAUAUCUAUUGAAACUCGUUUGAUGUACGAGUAUAAUAGCUAUUUAAUUUUGUUUAUUUUUAGUAAUAAUCUAAAGUGUAAUAUUUAUUUGCAUUUAUAUUAUUUAAAAUUUAUAUAAUUUCAACUUUUAACCUUUCAAAAUAAUCUGUUUCAAUGAAACAUAUUGAUAAGAUAACAAGGUUUAGUUAAAAUUAUUAAAGGAAGAACAGGAAUUUAAUAAAUAAUCGAAACAUUAGAUUUUUUAUUAUAAACAGUUAUAUAUACUAUUGAAUAUAAACAGUUUUAUGCUCGGGUUAAUUUUUCAUUUGCUUACAUGUUCAUUAGAUUUUUUUGGAACAGAUUAUGACACUAUCAU